This is a messenger RNA of Cannabis sativa, 1367 nucleotides long. RefSeq lists its product as uncharacterized. Lineage: Eukaryota; Viridiplantae; Streptophyta; Magnoliopsida; Rosales; Cannabaceae. The record is from RefSeq and is a predicted model, not a curated record. The transcript is spliced from 5 exons. Gene Ontology annotation, cellular component: mitochondrion. Bases 259 to 1008 code for a protein of 249 amino acids. Gene Ontology annotation, biological process: mitochondrial proton-transporting ATP synthase complex assembly.
CUUUAGUCAUUACGUUUUCAGUCCUUUUAUCCCACAUCGACUAAGGAGUUAAAGCAGUAGAGCCUAGCGAGCUAUAAAGCCGAAACUUGGCAUUUGGCCACACUUUUGCUAAGAUCAUUAAAGUUUUACAAAGUCAAUUAAAGCCAGGCUGAACAAGUGAGUUUAAUUGAUCUUCUUGGCUCAUCCAUUGGAGCUCCAACUAAGAAAAGCCUCAAAGUUUUCAGCUUUGAUUCUUCUCAUAUACUUUUGAGUAUUAGAAUGUUAAGAGUAUCUAGAAUAGUAGCGUUAUCAGCAUCAAGUCUCCUCAAACAUGCAUCAUCUGCUUCGGCUAUUGUAAAGUGUUCGCCUUUCUUCACUGCUUCGUCUGUUCGACCCAACCUUCAAAACCCACUUGAGAAAGCGAUUCCAGGCGAUUUCGCCAAAUGGGGUUCUCUUGGAUUCUUCAGAACUUCGAAAUUCGCUUCUGGGUUUUCUCCCUUAGAGCGUAAGCCGUUGGAUUCGAUAAUGGAUACUUCGAGGGCCAAGGAUCGGUCAGCGGAGGAAAUCGCUUCAAUUUGGGAUGAUUAUCAUUUGGGACGAGGACAUAUUGGUGCAUCUAUGAAAGCAAAACUGUAUCACUUGCUGGAGCAAAGAGCAGCAAACUGCCGCUAUUUUGUCAUCCCCGUGUGGCGAGGAUCUGGCUAUACGACCAUGUUUGUUCAAGUACAGAUGCCACAUAUAAUUUUCACUGGUCUUGAAGAUUACAAGGCAAGAGGAACCCAAGCAGCUCCCUACUUCACCAUUACUUACUACAAAGAGUUUGCAGAAACCAAGGACCUGGUUCUUAUUCGAGGAGACGUGGUAUUCACCAGCAAGCUCAGUGAUUCUGAAGCCGAAUGGCUUCUGGAGACAACACAAUCUUUUUAUUUGAAUGACACGAGAUACAAACUGGUCGAAAGAUUCAACAAGGAUACCCGUGAAUUCGAGUUCAAGGAUGUUCUGCGAGCACUGGAAAUGCCGGAUAUAUAAUGGUUUCCAUGCGAACUGGAUUGUUGGAAAUCAAAGACAGGUUUAAUAUUAGCACAGGAGUACAAACAAUACCAACAUUACUAGAUUUGCAGUAGAGGUAGAGUUCUGUUUAGAAUUUUGACUGUUGCCUUUUAUAAAUUAUGUCUUCUCUCAAGAUUUAAUCUUUUCAGCUGCCAUUUUAACUGUUUUGCUUGGUUACACUGAUUACAGCCAGCUGAGGUUUUCUACCACAGUAAUUGUAGUCCCUUUAUUGAUUAUAUGCUCUUUUUUAAGUGUAUAUUGUUCAUUUGAUCUAUUAUUUUUUGUUAAUUAAAUGAGGUAAUAAUACCACUUUGGUGGAACACUUUUUGGCUAUACAA